Danio rerio (zebrafish) is the source of this 2484-nucleotide messenger RNA. Lineage: Eukaryota; Metazoa; Chordata; Actinopteri; Cypriniformes; Danionidae. The record is from RefSeq and is a predicted model, not a curated record.
AAGAAAAUGAUUUAAAAACAGACUACUGUACAAAAAAAAUUGCAUUAAACAUGCAUAGACUGCUUCAGAAUAUUCAUUAACAACCAUUUUAAAGAACAUAAAAUGCAGUUGAGGAGGUGGCAGCUGUUAUCUAGACGAAUGACGAGUAACUCGACGUGUUAUUCCAGAUUUCUGACGAGCACUUUUUUUUCCCUCAAUCAUUUUAGAACAAGUCAAUUUUCUCUUUCAUUUACUCAUGACUGUGCUUUCCAGUGUCAAAGAAGCAUUUAAGAGUUCUCAUUCUGAUCAGCAUUUAAUUCAACUUCUUCCUAAUUCAACUCAGCAUGUCACAAAUGGAGAGCACGAAAGGGGAGCAACCUGGCAAAGGUGACAAGAUUGCUAUGGUGCUACUGGGAAAGAACAGCCAUGAUAAGUCAAUAAUAGAGAACAUCAUGCUAAACACCAAAGAUUUCACUGCUGGAAAUGAAAAAAACACUGAAACAACGGAUGGCUAUAACAUCUGCAUUAUCAACACUCCAGACCAUUGUCAUAAACAAAACACAAAGCAUGAAACUGACAGUAUGAGGAGUAUAAAGGAGAUCUAUCCAGGUCGUCACGCGUUUCUACUGAUAAUAAAAGACACACAGCUUUCAGAAGAAGAGAUGGAGAUGUUCACCCAGCUGAAAGUGAUAUUUGGUGAGAAAAUGGUGGAAAAUAUGAUUGUAGUACUUGUUUGUAAUCAAGAAAUCAAAUCUGGAGAGGCAUUUCUCCAAGCUGAUGCGAAUCUGAAAAAAUUACUAGUUGAGUGUGGACGGAGAUUGUGUGUGUACAACCGGAUAAAAGACAUAAAAGGUAAUGAGCUGCGAAAACAGAUCAUGGAAAAAUGGGAGUUUUUACGCAAGAAACAGGAUUAUAAAGCAAUAAUUCCCCCACCUGGACCUGAGAGGACUUACGAAGAAAUGAAGCCAGUACCACAGGUAUCAUGGGGGGCUGAAAAAAGCAAAGCAACCCCAGAGAAGUUUCUGCAAAGAGCACAAUUAACCGUCCGGACAUCUGGAAAUGAAGAAAUGACUGGAAUGACGACAGUGGUCCUGCUAGGAAACGAUAGAAAAAAGAAGGAUCACAUUGGGAACAUCAUUCUGGACAAACCUCAUUUCCAAACUAAAGACACUUGUGAGAAGAUUCUGCAUACUAUUGAUGGUCAGAAGGUGUGUAUUAUCAACACCCCAGACCUUUUUCAUAAAUCGGUCUGGUGGGAUCCAGAAGGUUCCAGUAUGGAAGAGCUGAAGCCCUCAUACACAGGGCCACGUGUCUUCCUCCUAAUUCUCCGUGACAAACAUCUGUCUUCACAAGACAUGGAGAUGUUUACUGAACUAAAGAAGAAGUUCGGAGAGAAAAUGGUCGAAAACACGAUUGUGAUGGUUGAAAAGAAGUUAGCCUCUAGCUCAAUGGACAAACAUAUUUCCUUCAAAAGCCAAUACCACGCAAUACUGGAAGAGUGCGGAAGACGAAAGUGUGUUUACAACAGAGAAAUAAAGAAUGUUGAAUUAAUCCGAAAACUGAAGAAACACACUGAAGGCUUCCAGAAUUACCAAACAUUGGCAUUGCACAGAGAAAGAGGCCCAGACAGUUUCAGAAAGCAUGAAAAUGCUUUGCAAGCAGUACAAAUACAGCCAUCUAUCAGAGAGCGUCCCCAGAAAGACUUAACCAUCGUUCUGCUGGGACAGACAGGAAGUGGAAAAAGUGCUUCAGGAAACACCAUCCUAAAAAAGCAAGCUUUUAAAUCGCAUGCCAGUUCUGUGCCAGUAACAACAGAGUGCCAAAUGGAAAAGGGGGUUGUUUUUGAGAAGAAUAUUACCGUUAUAGACACCCCAGAUUUCUUUAAUGAAGACCUUACAGACCAGGAAGACCAGAUAAAGAGGUGCAAGGACCUCACUCAGCCUGGGCCUGAUGUGUAUUUGCUGGUCAUGCAGCUGGGACGUUUCACUGAGGGCGAGAGAGAAGUUCUCCCAAAUUUGAAGAAAGUGUUUGGUGAAGAAGUGACUUCAAAAAUAGUGAUUCUUUUCACGGGCAAAGAGAAGCUAAGAGACAAGUCUUUACCAGAUUACAUCAGUGGCAGUGACCAAGAACUUCAGGAACUGGUCAAAUCCUGUCAUUCAAGGUGUCACGCGUUUAACAACAACGACAAGAACCAUCACCAAGUGAAAAAACUGCUGGAUUUAAUUGGUAGCAUGCAGGGAAAUGCUGAAAAUUAUCCCAAAAAGAAGCAGAAGGACAACAAAGACUGUGUUAUCUUGUAAGAUAUUGAGCUGUUUGUAUGUAAACAAAACUAAAAGGGACCACACAAUUUCUAAAAGUAAAUGUUUACAUAUCCAUGUGUAGCUAAUAUUUAUGCUUUGAACUAACAUUUGCCAUAUUAAGAAGGAUCAUUUAUAGUUGAAGUCAGAUUUAUUAACCCCCCUUUUAAUUUUAUUUCUUUUUUUUAAAUAUUUCCCAAAGGAUGUU